CUCCCGUGGCCAGCCAGACAAACAAAUCUCUCGCGCCUCCCACUCCUCCCCGCCACUCGCCGCCAGCGACCAACCAUCGCCCGCCCAGCAGCAGCACGGUCCCACGCCAGGACUCGACCCACGCGCGGCUAGCUAAGCUCCCGCCGCCAUGAUCACGGCCCUGCAGGUCUCCGGCGGCGGCCUGCCGCUCCUGUUCGCCCGGCGCCGGCGCCGGGCGUUCCGGCCGCCCCAAGCGGUGGCGUCCGACGCCGCCGCCGCCGCCGAGGGCACGGCGAGGGAGGAUGGCGGGAAGGUGGCCCUGGGCGGGUCCGGCGUAGCCGUCACCAAGCUCGGCGUCGGGGCGUGGUCCUGGGGCGACACCACCUACUGGAACGAGUUCCGGUGGGACGAUACGAAGCUGAAGGCAGCCAAAGGAGCGUUUGACGCGAGCAUCGACUGCGGAAUAACCUUCUUCGACACCGCCGAAGUGUACGGAGCAGGGGUAUCGGGAGCGAUUAAUUCAGAGAGUUUACUAGGAAGGUUUAUCAAGGAGAGGCAGCGGAAGGAGCAGGUGGACGUGGCUGUCGCGACCAAGUUCGCAGCUCUUCCAUGGAGGUUCGGUCGUGGGAGCGUCAUCUGCGCGCUCAAGGCCUCGCUGGAUCGCCUUGGCGUCUCUUCGGUUGAGCUCUACCAACUCCAUUGGCCAGGGAUAUGGGGCAACGAAGACUACCUGGACGGCCUUGGAGACGCUGUGGAGCAAGGGCUUGUGAAGGCAGUCGGGGUCUCAAACUACAGCGAGAAACGUCUCCGAGACGCGUACGAGCGCCUCAGGAAGAGGGGGGUCCCGCUCGCCUCCAACCAGGUGAACUACAGCCUGAUAUACCGGAACCCGGAGGAGAACGGGGUGAAGGCGGCCUGCGACGAGCUCGGCGUCACUCUGAUCGCGUACUCCCCGAUCGCCCAAGGUGCUCUGACGGGAAAGUACACGCCGGAGAGUCCUCCUAAAGGCCCUCGAGGACGGAUAUACACGCCGGAGUUCCUGACGAAGCUCCAGCCACUUAUCAACCGGAUCAAGGAGAUCGGAGGAAGCUACGGGAGGACUUCAACCCAGGUGGUGCUGAACUGGCUGGUGUGCCAGGGCAACGUGGUGCCGAUCCCGGGCGCCAAGAACGCCGAGCAGGCGCGGGAGUUCGCUGGCGCUCUCGGGUGGAGCCUGGCGCCCGACGAGGUGGAGGAGCUCCGGUCCAUGGCGCGCCAGGUCAAGCCCGUCAUCGGCUUCCCAGUGGAGAAGCUGUGACCACCCCCAUGGCACUGGUAUAUAUCAGGUGUAUAGUAGGACUGUAGGUACGUAGAUGGGCAAAGCAUACCAUUUCCAUCGCGAGACUGCGGACGAUGUAUGCUACAUUGCUACUGAACGUAGCGUCACGCCGUCGACCAGAUCACAGUAGCUGUCUGUGCUAAGGACGCGUUUGACUACUUGCGAAAAUCAUGGGUUUACAUGAAAAAAACAUAAAAAGAUAAUGUUUUUAUCCACAA
Messenger RNA from Zea mays, 1515 nucleotides. RefSeq lists its product as uncharacterized. Gene Ontology annotation, cellular component: cytoplasm. The transcript is spliced from 10 exons. The record is from RefSeq and is marked validated. Lineage: Eukaryota; Viridiplantae; Streptophyta; Magnoliopsida; Poales; Poaceae. Bases 149 to 1276 code for a protein of 375 amino acids.